GGGUAGGCGGGGGCCGGGGCCGCCUUCCCCUGCAAAACAAAAGGGAGCAGAGCGGCGACGGCAGCCGGGAGGGACGGUGGGGGUUCUUCUUCUGUUUUGCUCGUCGCGUGUUGCCGGUGGACUGUGACCCCCCCAGGUGACCUGUGACACCCCCACCCCCCUGUGCCACCGCCAUGUCCCGCCGCAGCCAGCGCCUUGUCACCACGCGCUAUUACCCCGGGGAUGACGAUGCCAUGACCAGCAGCAGCUCCCUGCUGGGGGGCCAGCAGCUCCCCUUCAAGGAGAGCAGUGGCAGGACAAUCAGGAGGAAAUCAAGCAGCACGAAGCGCCUCUCUCCCUCCCCCAGCACCCAAACCUCCUACUACAGCGAGUCCAUGAUGAGCGAGUCAUACCUGGGGGGCAGCCGGGGCCUCGCCGCCCUGGGCAGCUCCAUGCUGGACGAUGCCCUGGACAGCAGCACGUACUGGGGUGGGGAGCUCUCCACCAGGAGGAGAAGAGGCACAGGGGACACCGAGUCCAGUAAGAUCAACGGGCUGCUGGAGAGCAAGACGUACGACACCUACGCCUCUUCGUCUGGGUACUCCUCGGAAGAUGACUACACUGGUCGCUUAUACUCAGGCCAGAGUAGCUCCGGGUCAGGGCUCAGGACCGCAGCCUCCCGCGUGGGCUCCUUCCUCUGGCAGGUGCUCACCUCCCCGGUUUGGUUCGUGCGGUGGCUGUUCUCAGGGCUGGCAGCUGCCUGGCACCGCCUCACCGGCACGGCUCCCCACCUGGGCAGCGUCCCCUUCUCCAGGCGCUACCCAUGGCUGAAGAGGUCCCUGCUCCUGCUGCUGCUCCUCCUGCUCCUCGCUGCUGCUGCCUAUGGAGCUUGGUACUUCUACCCUUACGGGCUGUCGACGCUCAGCCUCCCCGCAUUCCCGUGGUGGGGAGCUGGAAAGGAUUCCUCCUCUGACGUGCCUGAGGCAGGGGACCUGACUGCGCUGGACCAGGGGCUGCGGGGGGAGCACCGGCUCCUGGCUCGCUUCCAGGCCCUGGAGAAGCGCUUUGAGGCACUGGAGGCCGAGAUGUCACAGUGGGAGCUGCGACGGGGAGCGGCAGCGGUGGCAGCAGGGGGAGAGACACCCCCGGGGGACGUUCUGGCACUGCUGGAGGGGCUGGUGAGCCGCCGGGACACAGGGCUGAAGGAGCACCUCCACACCGACAUGACCAGCCACCUCCAGGGCGAGCUGGAUGCCUUCCGAGCUCAGGUGCAGAAGGAUUUAGACGGGCACCUAGGGAAGAUGGCACAAGUCUCUCAGGAGAUGGAGACACGCUUGCUAGAGCUGAACGCGGAGUGGCAGAGCUCGGUGCAGGAGGGCCUGCGAGGGAGCUUCCAGCAGGAGGUGGGCAAGCUGGAGCAGGAGGUGGCAGCGCUGAGGAGGGAGCUCGCCGGCCUCAAGUCAGACCAGGAGGUGAUGGGGAAGCAUGUGGAGGGAAUGCUGGAGCAGCUGAAGGCGGUGCGGGCUGACGUGGAAGCGCAGUUCCCAGCAUGGAUCAGUCGGUUCCUGUCGCAGUCCCAGCGGGACGGUGCCGCUGGCCUCGUCCUCCAGCGGGAAGACUUGCAAGCAGAGCUCCAGGCCCUGGAGCGCAAGAUCCUGGCCAAAGUCUUGGAGGACCGGAGGCUGUCGGCAAGGGAUGCUCCAGGCGGUAUCGGAGUGGCCCUGCAGCAAGGGGGAAGUGCGGGGGUGACGGAGGAGCAAGUGCAUCUCAUCGUGGGCCAGGCCCUGAAGCGCUACAGCGAGGAUCGCGUGGGGAUGGUUGACUACGCCCUGGAGUCAGCGGGGGCCAGCGUCAUCAACACCCGCUGCUCAGAGACCUACGAGACACGGACGGCGCUGCUGAGCUUGUUCGGCAUCCCCCUGUGGUACCACUCGCAGUCCCCCCGUGUCAUCCUGCAGCCAGAUGUCAACCCCGGGAACUGCUGGGCGUUUCGUGGGUCCCAGGGCUUUGCCGUCAUCCGCCUCUCCAGCAUCAUCCACCCCACGGCCGUGACUCUGGAGCACAUCCCGAAAGCCCUCUCGCCCCAGGGGACCAUCCCCAGCGCCCCCAAGGACUUUGCUGUCUAUGGCCUGAAGGAGGAGGGAGAGGAGGAGGGCCUUCUCCUGGGGCAGUUCACCUACAACCAUGACGGUGACCCCAUCCAAACAUUUUACUUGGAGGGUGAUGGCGUGAGCACGUACCAGCUGGUAGAGCUGCGGGUGCUGAGCAAUUGGGGCCACCCCGAAUACACCUGCAUCUACCGCUUCCGCGUGCACGGGGAGCUGGCGCACUGACCCCCGGCUCCCGCGCGGGACGAGAAUGCUGCCGGGCCGACAGCAGGAGGGAAAUCGUCCGGUUUGCCGCUUCGCACGUAGAAAUCCUGGGAUGCACCAGCAGCCGCCCCGGAAGGAGAAGAGCUGGUGUUUAAGGGGUGAGGCUUUCACUAUUCCAAGGACCUGGGUGGUGAGGCAAGAGUGUCCCACGUGGAUCCUAGCGCAGCCUGGCUUGUUUUCAGUGCGUGUCGGACAUUUUAACUUUUUAAGCUAAUUUUUUAUCGGGUCUGCACAGCCCCUUGUCCCCGUUGCCCUGUUUCUCUCUGAUGGUGUGCCUAGCAUUGCUGGGGCUUGGGAAGGGGGUAUGUAAUUUUGCGAUGUGCUUCACGCGGGCUUGGGCGUGAUACAGCGUACGGGACCGCAGUGACCGGCUCAGUGCUGCCGGAAUAGGUGAGAGCCACCGGUCACGGCCACCGAGUCUCUCCCCUCCACACAGGGUCAUUUCUCCUGCCUUGGUGUUGGUUUAGGUAAAGAUCUCUAGACCUCUGAUGCUGGGCUGGCAGAGGGGAAAUAAGACAGUAUUAAUGAAGUAUUAACAUAAAACUAACGGUUUGGGGCAGCAGGAGGGGAGAAAUUCAGCACACGUUGGUGGCAGAGCCUGCCCUGGUGUUGCCGUCCAUCUGCUCGAGCCCUCCUGCCGCUGGUGGCUGUGUUGGGUCUUGGCGAUGCUGUUGGCCUGCCCCGGCUGGCCGGCUCCCCGGUGUUAAGCUUGACAAUGCUAUUGAAAACUGUCGCCUGCUUCCCCUUUUGGGUUUGUUCUGUGGUUUUUGUUUGUUGGUUUUGUUUUGUUUUUUUAAGGGGGGGGCAGGGAGGGGGGUUAUUUUCCAGUUGGGGUGUUGGGGAUUUUUUUUUUUUUUUGUAGUAACAAAGGAAAAAAUAUUUUUUCCAUGCAAUUUCUACUUAACCAGAGAAUGUUACGUGGUGCCGCUCAAGUGAGUGGCUUAGAUGCAGAGAGGACUAGAGCUUUGUUUAGUAGGAGAAUAGCGCGUGCAGUAGGAUAAGCUAGAAUAAGAUAAGCAGAGCUGUUUAAAAUAAGGGUCAUCAGUGGCUUGGUAGCUGGACCUGGGAAACAAGGUUCUCUUUGGACUGCUGCUUGCUGGGGUGCCGGAGGCACUUCUGCCCGCCUUGCUGUGAGACGGCAACACGUGACUGCGGCCUCUGGCUCAUGGCCACAUCUGUAUAUAGGCGAUUGCAGCGAGCAGGAGCCGCUGCCCUGGUGCUCGGCAUGACUCUCUGUGCCUCCGUGGGCUCUUUGGGUGGGAGACAGGGCAGAGGGGAGACCACCUUUCCCAGGGGUUGUGGGUGCCAGCACACCGCUUCACCCCGGGGGGCAGCAGGGCCUCCUGGCACCUGCGGUGCUCAGGGCCGCCUCCGUCACCUCCCAUGGCAAAUAUCUGCCAUGGGCUGAUCUGCUUUCCUUUGGAAGGGUUCCCUUUCCCUCCUGCCUUCUCCUCGCUAGCAUGGCUCAGCAGGCAUGUAAAUCCUGCCUGCACCCAUCACGCGAUGGAGGGGACCUGUGGCGGGGGACCACAGGAAGGAUGCGUGGGGACCUUCCCCGGGCUGAGGAGUGCCAGGGCCAUCUGGCCACUGCACCUCCUGGCUGCCUGCAGCACACUUAGUUUAGCUUAUGUUCUUGGAUGGUGUUUAUAACCUCCAUGUUUGUCUUGCAUUUUGUUGAAAGAAAAGCUAAGGGGCUCCUGUUUAGUGUUUCAGCCCUGUCUGAUGCUGGCGUUGUCUUCCCCCAGCACUGUGAGCGCUGGGGGAGCACCACAAAUUCCCACUCUGGUCUCUGCUUGAAGCUCUGUAGGAUGAGGGGCGUAGAGGAGAGGAAGGGGCUGAAGAAGUGUCUCCUUUCAGCACACCCUGAUGUGUGCUGGGCAGAGCCCAAAGGGAGGGGGAUGAUGGCAGCACAGCCCUUCUGGAGGGGGUCUCCUCCAAGCAAGAGCACAGCCCCUUCUCCAUCGGGUUAAAAUUACCCCAUGGAGCCUCCUUGCAGAGCUGGGAGGCCCUGCUGCCGGGAGAAAGCAGACCCGCAGCCAGAUCCAGUGACGAUAAAUUCUCUCCUAUAUUGAGCGUAGUCUUAAUUCUUGGCAUCCGCAGCCAAAGUUAUUUUAAACUUGUCUACAGCUGCCUGCUUGCUUUGGAGUCAUGUCCGUGAGUGCCCUGCACACAGAGUUGUGCUUUUCUGAAUGCCUAGACCUGUCCUGGGCUUGGUAGAACAGCUCCUGUAUUUAAUUGAAUGAUAAAGAGAGCAGAGAUCAACCCCCUUCCCCAGGGGUUCUUUGGCUGCUGGAGCAAAUGGCAUAACCAUGAGGCUGGAAAACCCCUUUUCAACCCCUGGUCUGUGGGUUAGGCCAUCAGGGUGGAUGAUCUCUUGCUAAAUGAGGUGUGCUGGUGAGAAAGGGGGAGCUCUUUCCCCAAGAAGGGAGUUGGAGGAGGGUCUCUGCUCCUUCUGUGGGGGUGUUAACCACUAGUUCUGGGGCAGGGAGCAUUUGGUUUUACAGGGUGAGCUUGCACUGUCCUUUGGAGAUGAAAGUCUCUGCUGUUGUGGGUAAAACCCCUUGGAGAUGAGAGGUCACCCAGGGGGUUUAUGCUUUUCUCUAGAGGGUAGUGCUAGUUUCAGAGGCCUUACAUGAGGAUCUCCAAGAAGACAUGCUUAGGUUAUGUGUGGUUUUUCAUCUCCCAAAUUCUGCAGCAGUACCAGCUGCCCAGCGCCAGCAGCAGCUCGCAGUAUUGCUGUAGUGCUUUCUCAAGCUGCAAAGGAAGAGAGGGCACAUAAAACUGCUGCUUCAGCACGGUGCAUCGCUGCCCAGAGGUAUUUAAUCCUUGUGCUGAUGCAGAAGAUGAGCCUGGUGAGGCAGGAGAAAUGCAAAACAGCUGUCAGAGCAGAUUUCCCUUAUUUACUCCCUUUCCCUCCUCUAUUCUCUCUUCUCCUCAGUUUGCUCUACACACGUGUUAAGAAUUAGCCCUGCAGAAACAGAUGGUUACAGGCAGGAGACGAGUUUGUAUUUGAUGCUGUAGCCUGUUGCAAAUGCUGCACUGUUUUGUUCAUUUUAUUUUUUAAUCAACAGACUGUAAUUUAUGCCUAUGCAAGAAAAAAAAAAAGACCAAGACAAAUAAAUUAUGUCAAAACUGC
Grus americana (Whooping crane) is the source of this 5487-nucleotide messenger RNA. RefSeq names its product Sad1 and UNC84 domain containing 2 (gene SUN2). NCBI's taxonomy places the organism in Eukaryota, Metazoa, Chordata, Aves, Gruiformes, Gruidae. Gene Ontology annotation, molecular function: protein-membrane adaptor activity. The transcript is spliced from 18 exons. Gene Ontology annotation, biological process: nuclear envelope organization. The coding region runs from base 174 to 2312 and encodes 712 amino acids. Gene Ontology annotation, cellular component: nuclear envelope; meiotic nuclear membrane microtubule tethering complex. The record is from RefSeq and is a predicted model, not a curated record.